Messenger RNA from Aspergillus fumigatus Af293, 1155 nucleotides. Its product is annotated as alpha/beta hydrolase family protein. Lineage: Eukaryota; Fungi; Ascomycota; Eurotiomycetes; Eurotiales; Aspergillaceae. The record is from RefSeq and is a predicted model, not a curated record.
AUGCAUGAAUUACUUGGACAGACCCAGUGGCGAUCACAAUAUGAUGAAUUGCAAGGCCAGAAUCACUGGUUCGAUGGCGUAUUGACCACCCCAUCCCUUCUGGCAUUCUACAAUCAAAGUGCCACCUUCCCUCGUCGACCCAGGCUUCCUUUGGCAUUCACCAUCACUGUUCCGUCCUCGGCAAAUAUUGCAAAGGGUGGGAUUUAUGUCGAUCAAUUGCGAUCCCCUGACAGAAACGGAGUAGUGCAGGUCAUUAGAGAUGCGCGUAGCGGUAUCUGGUACGUAAAUACGACCAACAUACAUCGCUUCCACCUUUCACCAAGGGUCUUAAAUUUCACAAUGCCCUCUGCGCUAGUUUUGGACGGCAGAGAUUGUUUUGAAAUGGGUUACAUCCGGCCUGAACGCAUGUGGUUUCUGAGAGAUUCUCGAGGAAGGUGGACCGUCUCAGAGAGAGAGGAUUGGCGUCAAUUGAAUGAGCGGUAUGGUCGUCAGCUCGGAACUGUGGAUGCCAUUCUGCGCACCAAAGGCCCCUUCAACAUCAACAUAUGCUCAGCUGGGCUUGAGCACAUAGCUGUGCAAAUCAGUCGUAAUUUUCUACAAUAUUUCGCUGCAGACUCCCAACUAUCACGGCAAUGCGGCUCCCUGAUUUACCCCGACAACAAUCAGAACCGUGUUGUCGAUAGCGGGAAUGUUGUCACACUCGCCCUGGGCAACGAACUACCUUCAUCGAAGCUUAAAUUAUUUCCGAUUCGCAUACAGGGCCAAGGUCUCAGUCUCUUCCAGGGCUGUUGCUGGCCUCGGGCAGACACAGAAGCAAGCCCUCAGUCCAGCUUGAAUCGAGAGUGUAAUGAAUAUGAAUUCCCCUUCGAGCGAGGCAUGGGCGCCCUCUUCCUCCGCCCUUUGGAGAAUGAGAGACUCGAGCUUGUUGUUUGGGGAGCAGACUUGUCUGGUCUCGAGCAAGCUGCACGCUUUGUACCUACCCUCACAGGUGUUGGGCAACCAGAUUUUCUCAUUCUUGGCGAUAGUUGCCGUUGGCAGGGACAUGCUGGAGCAUACGCAGCUGGUUUUUUCGAUAGAUCUUGGCAGAUAUCGUCCGGGUCUUAUAUUCGCAUAGAUGCCAGCGUGAAUGAGCAAAGAUUAAGAAACGGUGCUUGA